Nicotiana tabacum (common tobacco) is the source of this 483-nucleotide messenger RNA. The record is from RefSeq and is a predicted model, not a curated record. NCBI's taxonomy places the organism in Eukaryota, Viridiplantae, Streptophyta, Magnoliopsida, Solanales, Solanaceae.
AUGGCUAAAUGCGAAGCAUGCAUCCUUGGGAUCAGAAUGGCAGUUGACAUGAAUGUCAAAGGACUUUUGGAGUUGUACAAAAAGUUUACAAAGAUUGAGUUCAAGCACAUUCCCAGGAUUCAGAACGAGUUCGCUGAUGCCCUUCCCACCCUAUCAUCUAUGAGCCAGCAUCUAGACAAGAACUGCAUCGACCCUAUCGAGGUAGAGAUCAUGGAUCAGUACGCCUAUUGCUUCCAUGUAGAUGAAGAACCAGAUGGUAAACCAUGGUAUCACGACAUCAAGAAAUUCCUUGUAACCAGAGAAUACGUGAAGGAUGCUACUAAUGGUCAAAAUCGAGCCCUCAGAAGGCUGGCAAACCAUGUUUUCCUCGACGGGGAAGUCAUGUAUAGGAGGACCCCAGACUUAGGUUUGUUGAGAUGCAUAGAAGCAGCUCAGGCAACUAGACUAUUAGAAGAAGUACACGAGAGAACGUGUAGACCCUAG